Molecule: messenger RNA, 3518 nt
Organism: Lampris incognitus (smalleye Pacific opah)
Lineage: Eukaryota; Metazoa; Chordata; Actinopteri; Lampriformes; Lampridae
Gene: ino80b
Product: INO80 complex subunit B
Exons: 5
Coding region: 756-1784 (342 amino acids)
Biological process (GO): chromatin remodeling
Cellular component (GO): Ino80 complex
Source: RefSeq, a predicted model, not a curated record
UAUUGAAUCUGGUUCAUCUUUAAAAAAAAAUGACUGAAAGUAUCCAUCAGAUGUACAUGUUCAUUCAUUCAUUCAUUCAUUCAUUCAUUCAUUCAUUCACUCAUUCAUUCAUUAUCCAGACCGCUUGUCCUUACUCGGGGUUGCGGGACGCAUGCGUUCCAUGUUUUUCUUAGCACUUGCCUCCACGGUCCGUUGAGCAGGACAGUGGGUGGCGGUAUUGAGCCUUAAAGCCGGAUGCAAACCGCCCUUCAAACAGACGAAGAAGAAGAACUUGCCCACCGUCGGCUACCGUACGAUAACGCUGCAACAGCUAGCGCGCACCUCGGCGGAAAGUUCGUCGCAGUACUGGCUCCGUUGCUUUUUUCGGUUUGGACUCGGUACCGUUAGCUGUACUUGUUAACUGACGUGACGUCUGUGUUAGUUGUUGAAUCCAUGGACGCCAGCGUUUACAUUUCCCAUGUGCUGCUAACGCGUUAGCCAAACGGCUAAAUAACCGGAAGUCAGAUGCGGCGCAGCUUGGUGAGCGGAGUCGCGCUCGCGACCUAACGCGUCGGAGCGUAUAUAAGCAGCGGCGAGCGACCCGAAAGCGCUUCAGACGCGCCUGCACCGGCGCUGGAGGACGCACCUGCACCGGCGCGGAGGACGCAUGGACCGCGCCGCAGGCUGCAGGACUCAACGACGCAUCUGCAAGACCGAGUCUCCGGCUACGUAAGACGGGAUCCACUACCGCCCAAGGUUAAAGUCCAGCCGCUUUAAUGGGGAAGAGGAAGGACAUGAUUCUGCCCAGGUUUCUUGGUGAGAGCAGCGUCGGCCCACACGGCGUUCACAAGAGAAAACACAAAAAGCAUAAGAAGCAUAAGCGGAAGCACCACCGGGAUGAAAGCUUCCCUGAGCCCUUGGAGCCGGAGGAGCCCGUCAUGGUCGUCAGGCCUCCUCCUCCUCCUCCUUCUCAACUAAGACUCAAGAUCAAGCUGGGAGGACAGACGCUGGGAACCAAAAGCGUGCCCACCUUUACUGUGCACCCCGGAGUGGCCCGGCCGCCUUCGCCCUUAAUGAUCAUUGACGAUGACAAUGAAGAAGAUGACGACGACGACGAUGAUGACGAUGAGCCGUCCGUGCCUCUUGAGCAGUACCGGGCCUGGCUGGAUGAAGACAGUAACAUGGCUGCAUCUCCGCUGCCGGACAUGGACUCUGACUCCAUGCUGGGCGGGCCGGUGGAUGAGGAGGAGAGGUGGCUGGAUGCUUUGGAGAAAGGCGAACUGGACGACAAUGGAGAGCUGAAAAAAGAGAUCGACGAGUCUCUGCUGACAGCCAGACAGAAAGCCCUCCUGCACAAACAGCAAAGCCAGCCUCUCCUGGAGCUCCCCAUGGGCUACAAGGAGAAGGAGAUGACUGCCGAGAUGAUGCAGAAGAGAGAGGAGCGCGCUCGCAAGCGACGUCUGCAGGCCGCCAAGAAGGCUGAAGAGAAUAAGAACCAGACCAUCGAGAGGCUGACCAAGACCAGCAAAGCCAAGAUCAAAAGCAUGCGGGAGAAGAGGUCCCGUCAGGCCCAGUGUCCCAUGAUCCGCUAUACUGACAACGCCCGUGGAAUGGCUAUCUCCUUCCCUGUGGGGGUCACUACGCCGGCCUCUGUGGCCCCCCGUCCUGUGCCCCUGGCCCCUGUCAGCUGCGGGGUCAGAGGCUGCGCCAAUCUUAAGAGGUACUCGUGCUCCAAGACCGGGGUUCCUCUCUGCAGCCUGCAGUGCUACAGGAAGAACCUGCUGCUGUUGGAGAGUACCGCGUGACCAUAAAACUGGACGCUGUGGCAGAAGGUAAGAGUCCUGACUCUUACCCGGGCUGUUCCCAAGUGCAAUGCCAACUGACUUUUAAUCUUCUCUUAUUGGAGCAUACAGCAUACAGUCUUCUUUUUUCUAUGCUGUUUUCUUUUGUGUUUACGCUCAACAAAACCCAAACGUAUAUAGAGCCACAUUUCCAAAUCCGUGUAUGAAUUAGUGCAUAUAUCUUAAGUUUUCCUCUGUGUGGGGCCGUUAAUAUAAAUAUUCUGACACAAGACAGUGCCCGUCCGUCAGGCACAACAUCAGUGACUUGCAAGCAAUAAAAAAUAAUUUGUACUGUUCCUUUAUUAGCGUUCACAAUGGUCAUUCUUGUAAAAAACGUUUUAUACAAAAGAAAAACUGUACAUCUUAAAUAUAAGUACCAAAUUAAAUGUUUUUGUUCACUAUAAAAUUUGUGGACCUAUCAAUACAAUUGUAUUUGUGAUGUCAGUUUGAGGACACUGGCAGUAGGCGAUAGCGUCCAUGUUGUUGGUCCAGACGAUAACAGAACACCACCUUCUACUGGGAAGCCUCACUUGCCCCUUGCAAAAGUUACAGCAUCAAGUCUGAGGUAUUCUCUGAGUGAGUAGCUUCACACACACACACACACACACACACACACACACCUGAGAAUAGUAAAAAACAAAAAGCAGGCAGACAACACAACAUGGUGUUCAUUAUGACGUAUUUUGUCAGGCUGGAUGUUGAGGCACAGAGGUGUGUUCACUUUCUAAAGGCCAUGGUUGUGAUCUGUCUUUGUCUGUGGGGGCGCUGUUGUCUUACAGAAAGACGUGCUGAAUGAUUGUGACCAGCUUAAAGGAUAGGUUCACUUCGAAAACAUAAUUAAGAGUCAUACAGACAUAAAUUCCACUGACCACGUCAGUACUGAGAGACUUGACACGUUUUUGAAUCUUCUCACUGGGUGUCCAUACGAUCCAACCAGACGGUAAAUAACAUUCACAUGUAUCUUUAUUUGAUGUUGGUUCAGAAUAUGCUUUGAGAAGGAGCUAAAUCCGAUUUGAUUUGUAACUGCUUUUUUAAAUUUGAUGUUGUGCAUCAGAACCGUCUAUAAACUUCACACUUGUGAAAGCAGGAAGUUCUGCAGCCUGGUGAUCCGCAUUAGCUUCAACUCUGUACUUGAACCUAAUUUUUUCUCAUCUCAUCAUCAGCCACUUCUUCAGGGUCAGGUCGCGGUGGCAGCAAGCUAAGUAGGGCAAUCCAAAUGUCCCUUUCCCAAACAAUGCCCUCCAGCUCCUCUUGGAGGAUUCCAAGGCGUUCCCAGACCGGAUUGGACAUGUAGUCCCUCCAGCGAGUUCUUGGUCUACCCUGAGGUCUCUUCCAAGUUGGACUGCCCGGAAGACCUCCAAAGGAAGGUGCCCAGGAGGCAUCCUAAUCAGAUGCCCGGACCACUUCGACGUGAAGGAGCAGUGGCUCUACUCCGAGCUGUCUCCGGAUGUCCGAGCUCCUCACCCUCUCUCCAAGACUGAGCCCAGACACCCUACCACAGGGUGUGCUCCAGUUAUCGGGGCAUCACACUGCUCAGCCUUCCUGGGAAAGUCUACUCUAGGGUGCUGGAAAGGAGGCUCCAACCGAUUGUCGAACCUCGGAUCCAGGAGGAACAAUGUGGAUUCCAUCCAGCCAGUCUACAUGUGUUUUGUGGACUUGGAGAAGGUUUACAACCACGUACCCCGGGGCACUCUGUGG